Messenger RNA from Myotis davidii, 5553 nucleotides. It is a transcript of the gene C1GALT1, whose product is annotated as core 1 synthase, glycoprotein-N-acetylgalactosamine 3-beta-galactosyltransferase 1. Gene Ontology annotation, molecular function: N-acetylgalactosaminide beta-1,3-galactosyltransferase activity. Gene Ontology annotation, cellular component: membrane. Bases 99 to 1172 code for a protein of 357 amino acids. Lineage: Eukaryota; Metazoa; Chordata; Mammalia; Chiroptera; Vespertilionidae. The record is from RefSeq and is a predicted model, not a curated record. The transcript is spliced from 5 exons.
UACAGAUUCACGGAUACAUUGAUAUGCCUGUUUGACCUGAAUAUAAAAUUAUUUUUAUUACUAUACCACCAUUUAUUGUAGAAAUAUACUUUUGGGAAAUGGCCUCUAAAUCUUGGCUGAAUUUUUUAAUCUUCCUCUGUGGAUCAGCAGUUGGAUUUGUUUUAUGUUCUCAGCUGUUUAGUAUUUUGUUGGGAGAACAGGAUGACACCCAACCUAAGAUUCUUCAUAAUGAUCCUCAUGCUAGGCAUUCAGAUGAUAAUGGACAGAAUCAUCUAGAAGGACAGAUGAACUUCAAUGCAGAUGCUAGCCAACAUAAAGAUGAGAACACUGACAUCGCCGAAAACCUCUAUCAGAAGGUUAAAAUUCUUUGCUGGGUUAUGACAGGACCUCAAAAUCUAGAGAAAAAGGCUAAACAUGUCAAAGCUACAUGGGCCCAGCGCUGUAAUAAAGUGUUGUUUAUGAGUUCAGAAGAAAACAAAGACUUCCCUGCUGUGGGAUUAGAAACCAGAGAAGGUAGUGACCAGCUAUACUGGAAAACAAUUAAAGCUUUUCAGUAUGUUCAUGAUCACUAUCUAGAAGAUGCUGAUUGGUUUAUGAAAGCCGAUGACGAUACAUAUGUUAUACUAGACAAUUUGAGAUGGCUUCUCUCAAAACACAGCCCUGAAGAACCCAUUUACUUUGGGAGAAGAUUUAAGCCCUAUGUUAAGCAGGGCUACAUGAGUGGAGGAGCAGGAUAUGUACUGAGCAAAGAAGCCUUGAAGAGAUUUGUUGAUGCGUUUAAAACAGAGAAAUGUACACAUAGUUCCUCCAUUGAAGAUUUAGCACUGGGAAGAUGCAUGGAAAUUAUAAAUGUAGAAGCGGGAGAUUCCAGAGAUACCAUUGGAAAAGAAACUUUUCAUCCCUUUGUACCAGAGCACCACUUAAUCAAGGGUUAUCUACCUAAAACAUUUUGGUACUGGAAUUAUAACUAUUACCCUCCUGUAGAGGGUCCUGGUUGCUGUUCUGAUCUUGCAGUUUCUUUUCACUAUGUUGAUCCUACAACCAUGUAUGAGUUAGAAUACCUCGUUUAUCAUCUUCGUCCAUAUGGAUAUUUAUACAGAUAUCAACCUGCCUUACCUGAAAAUACACGGAAGGAAAUAAGUCAAGCAUACAAAAAUGAAGAUCCAAAGUAAAAUUUGGGAAACCUUGAAAGAAAAGCAUAAAUGAACAGAGAUGUUGCGCCUUUUACAAGGCAAGAAAAAAUUUUCUCUCCUCAAGAAAAAAAAAAAAAGAUAACGACUCGCUUUAUUGCGACACUUGCUUUAUCGUGGUGGUCUGGAACUGAAACCGCAAUAUAUCUAAGGUACUAUGCUGAGUCGCCAUUGUCUCUUCUAAAUAUGUUUAACCAUUCUUGGAUACCAUUUUCAACUAUUAAUAUUUACUCAGAGCUUUAAAGCAUUUGAUUAAAUAUUUUGUUCCCAUAUUUACCCAUUGUUAAUUAUGGGUAACUAAUAAAUAGUAACUUUAAUGCUGCUUGGGGAAUGUUUUUUGAUAUCACUGCCACUCAGGAAUUACUAAGCUACACUUUUAAGUGAUCAUUUAAAACUCUUUCCAACUACAUAAUUAUAGUUUUUUUAAUUCUUAUCCUGUUGAGAGAUAACUUGUUUUGUGCCUUUCAUAACUUCUUUAAAGCAGUUUUAAAAUUCAUUUUUAGGAUCUAAGGUGGUUAUUAAUUACACUGGCAAAAUAAUUUGAAUGCGAGAUUUUGACCAGAGUUAAUUAAAAACAUUAGAAAAUGCACAAUGCUUAAACAAGCUGAAAUAUGUCAGGUAUUAAAAGACAAAAUGCUUAUUUUAUGACUAAUAUCUAAAUUUGAUGCUGAUUUAUGUACAGGGUGGGGCAAAAGUAGGUAUACAGGUGUUCAUAUAGAAAAUAAUACAAUAAUUAAUAAAUAAUACAAGAAUAAAUGCUAUUUUGUCCCAUCCUCUAUUUGGGGAUGAUUGUAUUGCCAAUAGAUAGAUAAUUCCAGUUGAGCAGAAUACCCAUUCAAGACUGUCAUCAAAAACACAUUCAUGAAUAUUUUGUUCUUAUUUUAGUGACCCUCUAUUUAAAGAGUUUCUGGAAGGGAAAAAAAAAAUGGUUUUUUGUUAUCUUUAGCAUAUUACCUGAGUGUAUCAUAACAAUAUUUUACAGACUUUCUGUAAGAUUAUCAUAAAUGGUACAACUGAUUUAUAUUUCUCUUAUGUUUAUCAUGCUAAUUUCACAUGGCUGUCACACCAUUGACUCUUAUGUUUAGCUAAAUAGUUUAUAUUUAUUGUGCCAAAACAUGUCAAAACUAUGACCUCUUUAGAUGGUAUAGUUGAGAGAAUGUUCAUCUUAGUGGCCAAUUAUGGAUACUAUGUCUAUGUAGUGAAAACUCACACCAAUUUUUACCUAUUAAAUUGUUUUUUAUUGUUUUCAUGAUGGUCAUCUGCUAAAAUUUUAAGGCAUUCACUCUGUUCUUGAACAGCUCUUUGCUUUGGUGUGGAUAUGAAUUUAUCUGAGUCCAUAUUUGCUACUUUUCUGUACUAGAAGUAUAAAUAGUUUAUUAUAAACAUCCAAAAACCUUAAAAUUUACUCAAAGGAAAUGAACAUUGUGAUAAAUCCUGGGGUCCUGAGUUAGACUACCUGGGUUUAAAUUCUCGCUUCAUCACUUACUAGUUUUGUAACCUUGAGCAAUUUCCUUAAUCUCUCUGUGCCUCAAUUUCCUCAUCUGUAAAUUAGGGACAGUAACACUACCUACCUCACAGGAAUUUUAUGAGGAUUAAAUGAGUGAAUAUAUGUAUGGCUUUUAGAAUACUGUCUGGCCCAGAGUAUGAAGCAAUAAAUAUAAGGUUUUAGUCUGUUAACUUGGAGUGUAAAUAUUUGUUUCAAAUGAAUGAAAAAUUGCUUUAAUCAAAUCAGAUAUUGAAGGAAAUAUUUUAUUCAUUUCUUAUAAGUAAUAGCUAGUUUUUAUCUGAUGCAUAUUAUUUGCCAAUUACUGUGCUUAGAUACUCUUUGUACAUUAGUGUUAAUCCUCACAAAUUGGAUGCUAUUCCCAUAUUAUGGAUGUGAAAACUGAGGCUCAGAGUUAAAGUACAUUUUCCACUGUCACAAAGCUAAUAAGUAAUAGCUGGGAUUUCUACUCAAAGCCUAUGUGUUCUUUGUACCGUAUCAGCCCAGAGGUUAGUCAUUUAGCAUUUUUUCCAUUUUUACUUACUGACAUGUGAUAGAUACAUUGGCCAAUAAUAGUAAAAUUAACCAACUUGUCAUGAUGCUUCUCAGAUUGUGGUUUUUAUACUCUUACCCGGGAACUUGUUAAAACACCAGUUUCAAGACCCCAAGCCCAGAAAUUCUGAAUCUAGCAUGGGACCCAGGACUAUUUUUCAUUCUUACUAGAUACCCUUAGACUGUGGUUCUCAAAGUGUGGUCUAAAUCUACAAUGUAUCAGUAUCGUUUGGGAAAUUGUUGGAAAUGCCAUCUCCUGGGCCUUGCUCAUACCUACUGGAGGCUAGAGUCAUGUUUAAACAAGCCCUCCGGGUGAGGCUUAUUCAUCCUAGUUUGAGAACCUAAUAAGCUCUGUGUGAUUCUGAUGCAGGUGAUCCUUGGGACAUACUAAGGAUUGACUGCUGUGUAAGUAAAGUAUCUUUCAAAGAUUUAGAUAAGGCAUUUUUAAAGUAAGUGUAGUCCAUUUUUAAAGUAAAUGUAAGACUUUAAAGCUGAUUUAAAGGGUCAGUGGAUCAUUUAUUUUGGCAAAAUUCUUUAGCUUCUUCAGAGUGACUAACAUCAGGACCCACACCGUAAAAUCUAUAGUUCUUUGAGUUUAGGAAUUUCACAUUAGUGCAGGAAGGAUUCAUUAAGUAGUACUAAUUCAUUAAAAACAUCCUAAAUGAGUGUCAUCCCAAAUGCCCACUGUUGUUAAUAAAAAUGUUUAAAUAGAGAUAGCAAAAUACUCUUUUACAAUAUGCAUAAUGGGUUGGGGGUUUUUUUGCUAAUUUUGACACUAUCAAAAUUUCAUUACUUUUAAAAUCAGUUGACUGUCCUACAUGACCUUAAAAAGCAAAAAAUUCAAGUAUUUGAUAAAGUACAUAAAAACAGAUUUCAGAUAAUACAGAUAAUACUGACUUAUAUUUUAAAUUAAGAUCUCUGUCAUUUGGAUAAAUGAUUUUAAUGUGGCCUCUCCAUUACAGUAUGCUUGUAUUUUCAAUUGGGAAGUUCAUAGAUGAUGCAAAGCAGAUUGUUGUCCCAGAGUUAAAUUAAUUGUUUUUAGAUGCUUUAAAUUUCAGAGGAGCAUUUGCUACUAUAAGAAGAUUAGAAAAUAAAUCACUGACCAGUUUUGAAUAUUUUUUGGAAUAUGGUUAUUGGAUUUGGGCAUUUAAUUUGCUAACUGAUUAUUUUCAUAAUUGUUUUUGAGUGUUAAUUUUUCACUUCCUUGAGCCUGUCAAACAGCAGUGUCCCCAAAAAAUGUAUACACACUUUUUUGGAAUUAGUAAUUAUUACAUUUUUGGGGGGACAUCCUAUAUAUUACCAGCUUGAAGAUUGAAAAUCCCUCACUUGAUUGAUUCGAUAAAAUCUGUCCUUUUAUUCUCCAUUUAAAUUUUCAGUUUAGAGUAUUAUGUCUUUGACAGUUUCUGCUUCUUUGUAUUGAUUGCCCUUUCUUUAUUUUCUAAAACUAUUCUCCAUUUUCUAACUUCUCUUCCUCCCACCCUGCCAACUACUCUUAAUAUUGCCUUUACAAGGUUAAUUAGCUGUUAUUAGUGAUUAGAAUUUGCAUUGCUUAUUGAUAAUUUCAUACCUAUUAACUUUAAGUUUCCCUAUGAGUUUAGAAGUAAAAAUCUGUCUAAGAAUAAUGUCUGCUGGCUCUCCGAAUAUUGCCCUACUUAAAAGUCUACAAUUUUAAACUAAUUCUAGAUAUAUAAUUAUUAAAUGAAGUAAAGUUAUUUAUAUUCCACCUCCCCCCUUUCACAAAACAAACCAAAAAACUCAUUUGCCUGAUUUCUCUACUUUAUAGUAGGCCUGACAGAAACAUACUUAAUAAAUCUGGGGGAUAACCUGUGGUUUAAUUUAUGCUAAAAUGUAACUUUUCUUUAAAAUUACUUAUGUUUAUAUAAUUACUUAUGUUGAAAUAGAAAUUUUAAUACAGAUUAGACUAAGAAAUUUUACCGAUUCUCUAUAGAGAAACCAAUCUAAAACUAGUGUUCUGUUUCAACUUCUUUACCUCUCUAGUUUUCAGUUUAUAUCAGUACAGUUUAAAUAACUUUGCAGGGCCCUGCAAAUUAAUAAUUCAUAUAAGGUAUGUUAUUAGAGGGAAACUAAUCUUACUGCUAAGCAGUGUGCUAUAUUACACAGUGAAUGUUUGUGUUUUGGAAUUUAAAAACUAUGUAAGGUAAUAGUGUCAUGAAUGGUUUAACAAUGUCUGGUGACUUGCUUAUUUUAAGUGAUCACCGAUAAGUCAGAGAAAUGUAUUUUUAAAUAUGUUUUUUAAAGUGCCUUUUGAACAUUUUUAAAUAAUGGAUUUAAACAAUUGAGUAAAAUAAAUUACCAUGUUUAAAGCUG